Molecule: messenger RNA, 717 nt
Organism: Auxenochlorella protothecoides
Lineage: Eukaryota; Viridiplantae; Chlorophyta; Trebouxiophyceae; Chlorellales; Chlorellaceae
Product: 26S proteasome non-ATPase regulatory subunit 10
Exons: 3
Coding region: 1-717 (238 amino acids)
Molecular function (GO): protein binding
Source: RefSeq, a predicted model, not a curated record
AUGCCGAUCGAGGACGCUGCGGCGGCAGCUCGGGAGGGAAACAUGGACUUCAUCUACCACCUUAACACGGAGCAGCUGCAUGCCGUGGUCCACAAGUUUGACGAGGACAACCGGACCCUGCUCCAUGUGGUGGCCUGCACGGGGGACCUGGAUUUGGUGCAGUAUAUUCUAGACAGCGGCGGUAAAGAGCUCAUCGACCACGCCGAUGACGAGGGCUGGACGGCCCUGCACUCCGCGACGAGCUGCGGGUACCCCUCCGUGGCCAAGCUGCUGCUGAUCACGGGUGCCAGCGCGGGGCAGACCACAGCGCAGGGGCGCAGCCCGCUCCACUACGCGGCCAGCAAGGGGUGCGUGGACAUCAUCCCGGAUCUCGUCUCGCACGGCGCGGACGUGAACGCGCGGGACUGCACAGGGGCCACCCCCCUGCACCGCGCAGCCUCAGUGGGCUUGACCCCGGUGCUGCGUGUGCUCCUGGACACGCCCGGCGUGAAGCUGGACGUGAAGGACAACUACGGGCAGACCCCCCUCAGCCUGGCGUGCAGCGGGGGCCACCGCGUGGCUGCGCUGGUCCUGGCAGGCCGGGGUGCCGACGUGGAGUCUGAGAAUCAGGAGGGCGAGACGCCCCUGAGCCUGGCGGCGCCCUUUGGGUCGCUGCGCUUCCACCUGGGGCAGCUGGCCAAGGGGGAGAAGACCCUGGACGACUUUGAGCUGGCGUGA